CCAAAUUUUACUGGAUUUUCGAACGUUAUUCGUUUCGUACUUUCGUUAUUUGCAACUGGAGCUCGUCUCCGAAUCUUCCGUUUCACGUCUUUUCUAAGCAACUCCAUUGAAUUGAAGGUUAGGGUUAAAUAUGGACGGAGAGGAGUUGACGGAGCAGGAGACUGCUUUGUACGAUCGCCAAAUUAGGGUUUGGGGAGCUGAUGCUCAACGAAGACUGAGCAAAUCUCAUAUACUAGUCUGUGGAAUGAAAGGGACUGUUGCCGAGUUCUGCAAGAACAUUGUACUAGCUGGGGUGGGGAGUGUAACAUUGGUGGAUGAUCGGGUAGUGACUGAAGAAGCAUUGUCUGCAAAUUUCUUGAUUCCUCCAGAUGAGAGUGUGUAUGGUGGUAGAACUGUAGCUGAAAUUUGUGGUGAUUCCUUGAGAGAGUUCAAUCCAAUGGUCUCCGUUUCAGUACAGAAAGGUGACAUUUCAAGCUUUGGUGGAGAUUUCUUUGACAAGUUCAAUGUUGUAGUAAUCAGUUGCUGCUCUGCUGGGACAAAAAAAUUGAUCAAUGAUAAAUGCCGGAAGUUGUCGAAGCGUGUGGCUUUCUAUACAGUUGACUGCAGGGAUUCUUGCGGUGAAAUAUUUGUUGAUCUGCAGAGUUAUAAAUAUUCAAAGAAAAAGCUUGGUGAAACUGUUGAAUGCGAAAUACAAUAUCCACGUUUAGAGGAUGCAAUUUCAGUACCUUGGAAGGUGCUUCCCAAGAAAGUGUCUAAGCUUUACUUUGCUAUGAGAGUGAUAGAAAGUUUUGAAGAAGCAGAAGGGAGAAAAGCAGGAGAGAUUACAAUUGGAGAUCUCCCGGCUCUUUUGAAGCUGAGAAAGGAAAUCUGUGAGACACAGUCGCUCAACGAAUCUCAUGUUCCUAGUAUUCUACUUGAACGACUAGUUAUGGGUGCAAGAGAAUUUCCUCCAGCUUGUGCCGUCAUCGGGGGAAUCCUUGGACAGGAGGUUAUAAAAGCAAUAUCAGGCAAAGGUGAUCCCCUGAAGAAUUUCUUUUUCUUCGAUGCUAUGGAUGGGAAAGGCAUAAUAGAGGACAUAUCGAACGAACCCCCGAACAAGUAGCUCUGAUGGGUUGAUUUAAUGAGGUAUUUGUAGUAUUCAUUGUUCUAUGUCCUCGCAUGAAACAAUCAUCUUGAUGGAAUUGUGGGGAAAUUAAAUCCAUAGCCCAUGAAAAUUAAUGCCAAUCAUGGACCCUUAAAAAGUAUUUGCUUUGUUAGAUUUAAUUUCCACUGUCCUGAGAACAAUUCUUGGCCAUGAAUAUGCACAAUCGCGUUGCGCUC
Tripterygium wilfordii is the source of this 1320-nucleotide messenger RNA. Its product is annotated as SUMO-activating enzyme subunit 1B-1-like. Gene Ontology annotation, cellular component: cytoplasm; SUMO activating enzyme complex. Gene Ontology annotation, molecular function: SUMO activating enzyme activity. The transcript is spliced from 11 exons. Gene Ontology annotation, biological process: protein sumoylation. The record is from RefSeq and is a predicted model, not a curated record. The coding region runs from base 131 to 1102 and encodes 323 amino acids. Lineage: Eukaryota; Viridiplantae; Streptophyta; Magnoliopsida; Celastrales; Celastraceae.